Molecule: messenger RNA, 3723 nt
Organism: Notolabrus celidotus (New Zealand spotty)
Lineage: Eukaryota; Metazoa; Chordata; Actinopteri; Labriformes; Labridae
Gene: dpp7
Product: dipeptidyl-peptidase 7
Exons: 13
Coding region: 58-1551 (497 amino acids)
Biological process (GO): proteolysis
Cellular component (GO): vesicle
Molecular function (GO): dipeptidyl-peptidase activity; serine-type exopeptidase activity
Source: RefSeq, a predicted model, not a curated record
GUGUAGUGAGAUGCAGUCAAUCCAACUGUGGUAGUUUCUGCAACAUAACCCUGAAACAUGAGUAAGAAACUAUCUUUAUUCACCGUCACAGUGACCCUGCUGUGUGUACACGUGCUGCACGCGCUGCCCUACAGUCAUUACCAGUCCAGAAAACACCAUGGAGACUCAGACAAGAGAGUGCCACACAUCACAGAGCUGUUCUUCACACAGACUCUGGACCACUUCAACUUCAACAGCAUGGGCAACGGGACCUUCAACCAGAGAUACCUCCUCAUAGAUAACUUCUGGAAGAAAGGCUACGGCCCUAUCUUCUUCUACACCGGCAAUGAGGGUGACAUCUGGGAGUUUGCUCUCAACUCAGGAUUCAUCACUGAGCUGGCUGCUCAGCAGAGAGCCUUGGUUAUAUUUGCUGAACAUCGAUUUUAUGGCAGAUCUCAGCCGUUCGGCAAAGACUCGUUCCUCAUCCCUCAGAUCGGCCUCUUGACGGUGGAGCAGGCGCUGGCCGACUACGCCGUCAUGCUCACUGAGCUGAGGGAGCAGCUGGGAGCCACACAGUGUCCCGUCAUCGUGUUCGGGGGCAGUUACGGUGGGAUGCUGUCCGUCUACAUGAGACUGAAGUAUCCCAACAUUGUGACUGGAGCUCUGGCUGCCAGCGCCCCCGUCAGGUCCACUGCGGGGAUGGGAGACCCUGCACAGUUCUUCAGAGACGUUACUAAUGACUUUGAGAAAGUGGCCCCUGAAUGCACCAACGCCGUGAGAAGUGCUUUCCAUGAGCUCAAAGAAUUAGCCGAUAACCGAGUUUUCAGUCACAUCCAGUCUGAGUUCCUGCUCUGUAAGGUCCCAACGACUGAGCAGGACAUCAGGCAUCUGUACCUGCUGCUGAGGAACGCCUUCACCCUCAUGGCUAUGCUGGAUUACCCCUACAGCACAUACUUCAUGGGCAAGAUGCCUGCUAACCCCGUCAAGGUGGCCUGUGAAACCAUGCUGAGAGGACCCGACCUGCUGGCUAACCUCAGGAACACUGCAGGGAUCGUGUACAACACCACCGGCACCCUGACCUGUCUGGACCUGUACGGUCUGUUCAUGGAGUGUGCCGAUCCCACCGGCUGUGGACUCGGCUACGACAGCCUGGCCUGGGACUACCAGGCGUGCACGGAGAUCAGCAUGUGCUACGAGAGCAACAAUGAGACCGACAUGUUUCCCGCUCUGAGUUUCAGCGAGAGCGACCGAGAGCAGUACUGCUACAAACGCUGGGGCGUGACGCCCCGACCUAAAUGGCUCAAAACUCAGUUCUUUGGUGACGAUCUCUCCUCAACCAGCAACAUCAUCUUCUCGAAUGGAAACCUGGACCCGUGGGCGAACGGAGGGAUCCGUCAGUCCAUCAGCCCGUCACUCGUAGCUAUCAACAUCUCAGGAGGAGCCCAUCACCUGGAUCUGAGAGGGUCCAAUGAUGCAGAUCCAGUGUCGGUGAUCAUCGCGAGGAGGACUGAAGCAGACCUCAUCGCUCAGUGGGUGGACAACGAGAGGAUCAGAUUAAGAAAGUCGCCUUAAAGCACUGUUUGGUUUAGGACUUCUGUUAAUAAUUAAAAGAAAUGAUCUCAUGAGAAAUCAUCGGCACAUGAGCUUUAAGUCAUUUUAAACGAGAGGAAACUGUUUGCACAUUUGAGUCCUUAAAGAGAGAGAGGAACAGAAAACUAAUCACAGAAAGCUCCCCACACUAAAACACGACUUCUUUACUUCAUCGUAUUUUCAAUCUGCUCAAAAACACUCCCAGAAUACAAAGAGCAUGAAGCUGGAGCCAGUGAAUCUGACCUUUUCAUGUCAGUUUAAUGUUUGUUUAGUAAAUUCUUCUUUCUUUUUUAUCGUCUCACCAUCUCAGCUCCUGAAUUCUAACUUUUAGUUCCAGUGAAGUUAGGAUUUUAAUCACGUCCUCUCCUCCCACACUUGGCCUUUGGUUAGAACAUUCAUGGAGCCAUUUUCAUAUAUCGCAUCAUCACUUUUGACAUCGCUUGUACUUUAUUUUUUAAAUGAUUCAACUAAAAUGAAGCAGAUAGAUGCAGGCGGCUGGUGCUUCAGUUUCAUAAUCGACACCUUGCUGUUGAUCCCUCGUAACACCGUGGAUUCACAGCUGUGUGAGAGCACCACUCACACCUGAAGCUUGUUUUUACAGCAGGGUAGUGAUGGACGGAGGAGGUCUCAUGAAGCUUUGGUGCUUUCUCUCCGUUUUUACUGAGAGAUGGGAAGCUUCAAACACUGAAACAGCGACACCUGGUGGCCAUUAGAACUAGCUUUCAUAACUUUGGAUGAAUUUGCAAGAAAUUAAAGUGUAAGAAGCCUGCAUGCUGUAAACUAUCUGCAAGAACUGUGUUUCAUACAGAAGAGGAUUAGGGCCACUGACAAAAUAAAUAAGAUUAAGGUCCUUUAAUUGUUAUUACUAUUCUGAGAUUAAAGUCAGAAUUCUCAGAUUAAAGUCAGAAUUCAAAAGUGAGAAUUUUCAGAUAAAAGUCAGAAUUUUCAAAUUAAAGUCAGAAUUAUCAGAUUAAAGUCAGAAUUCAAAAGUCAGAAAUUUUAGAUUGAAGUCAGAAUUCUCAGAUUAAAGUCAGAAUUCAAAAGUCAGAAAUUUCAGAUUGAAGUCAGAAUAUUCAGAUUAAAGUCAGACUUCUCAGAUUAAAGUCAGAAUUCUCACAUUAAAGACAAAAUUCAAAAGUCCGAAUUCUCAGAUUAAAGUCGGAAUUCUCAGAGUAAAGUCAGAAUUCUCAGAGUAAAGACAAAAUUCAAAAGUCCAAAUUCUCAGAUUAAAGUCAGAAAUUUCAGAUUGAAGUCAGAAUAUUCAGAUUAAAGUCAGAAUUCUGAGAUUAAAGUCAGAAUUCAAAAAUUUGAAUUCUCACAUUAAAGUCAGAAUUCUCACAUUAAAGACAAAAUUAAAAAAUCCAAAUUCUCAGAUUAAAGUCAGAAUUCUGAGAUUAAAGUCAGAAUUCUCAGAUUAAAAUCAUAAUUGUCAGAUUAAAGACAGAAUUCAAAAGUCAGAAUUCUCAGAUUAAAGUCAGAAUAAGGAGAUUAAAGUCAAUAUUCUGGGAUUAAAGUCAAUAUUCUCAGAUUCAAAAGUCAGAAUUCUCAGAUUAAAGUCAGAAUUCUCAGAUUAAAGACAGAAUUCUCUGAUUAAAGUCAGAAUAAGGAGGUUAAAGUCAAUAUUCUGGGAUUAAAGUCAAUAUUCUCAGAUUCAAAAGUCAGAAUUCUGAUUUUUAUCUCAUAAUAUAUAUAUAUUUUUUAAAUGGACCUUAUUAAUUUCUUCUUCUGUAGCUCUAAUCCUCUUCUGUAGAUUCAGACUCAUACUUCCGUGCAAUAUAUAUUCUGCAGAUCUUGAACAUCAGUGAAUCUUUUGGAGUUGCUGUUUGAAAACUUUUUGGAGCUCAAAUCUUUUAGUUUUAGGAUUGUUGCGGCGGCUCACAUGUCGGGAUGUGACAAAGCAGAGUCGGCCCUUUCAUUAAAUUAGGCGGUUCCUUUUACGGCAUUAUCACUCUGGAUGAGGUUGAAUGUUUGUGUAACGUGCAUCGCUGUUUCUUCAGUCUCGUCCGCCCAUGUCUUGGGAUCUGUGUCUGAGACAUGGAAGUGUUUUUAUGUCUGUGUGUCACGACUCAAUGAUUGAACACGUUUCAAUAAAAUCUCUUUUUAUUUGUACAUUGUUUUCUUUUAUAAAAUAAAGCCAAUCCAGCGUUCAUUGUA